Molecule: messenger RNA, 1053 nt
Organism: Ctenopharyngodon idella (grass carp)
Lineage: Eukaryota; Metazoa; Chordata; Actinopteri; Cypriniformes; Xenocyprididae
Product: vomeronasal type-2 receptor 26-like
Exons: 3
Coding region: 1-1053 (350 amino acids)
Biological process (GO): G protein-coupled receptor signaling pathway
Cellular component (GO): membrane
Molecular function (GO): G protein-coupled receptor activity
Source: RefSeq, a predicted model, not a curated record
AUGACGAAACAUCAGUCCCCACGGUCUGUGUGCAGUGAGAGUUGCCCCCCGGGCACCAGGCGAGCCAGAAGGAAGGGCCUUCCUGCCUGCUGUUUUGACUGCCUGCCAUGUGCAGAUGGAGAGAUUUCUAAUAUAUCAGGUGGAAAGAAUUCCAUUGAGUGCAUAGUUUGUCCAGAUGAGUUCUGGUCUAAUACAGAUAAAAAUCAGUGUGUCCCCAAAGAAGUGGAGUUUCUAUCCUAUGAGGAACCUCUUGGCAUUUCCCUGAGCACUGCCUCCUUGCUUGGCACCUGCAUCUGUUCUGCAGUGGUUGUCAUCUUUGCACAUUACCGCCACACUCCAGUUGUGCGAGCUAACAAUUCAGAGCUCAGCUUCUUGCUGCUGGUGUCACUCAAACUGUGUUUUUUGUGUGUGCUGCUUUUCAUUGGCCGGCCGCAGUUGUGGACGUGUCAGUUGAGACAUGCUGUGUUUGGCAUAAGCUUUGUCCUGUGCAUCUCCAGCAUCCUGGUCAAGACUAUGGUGGUAAUAGCUGUGUUUAAGUCAUCUCGACCAGAGGGUAAAAGUGCUAUGAAAUGGUUUGGAGCAGCUCAACAAAGAUGCACAGUUCUGGUCCUAACAGCCCUCCAGGUUGUCAUAUGUGCAGUCUGGCUAUCAAAUGCAUCUCCAAAACCCCAUAAAAACAGCCAGUAUGUCAAUUCCAAAAUAGUAUAUGAAUGUACUAUUGGCUCAGUGGUUGGUUUUUCCAUGCUACUCAGCUAUAUUGGCCUUUUAGCAGCAGUAAGUUUUCUGUUAGCCUUCCUGGCAAGAAACCUUCCAGACAAUUUUAAUGAAGCAAAGUUCAUCACUUUUAGUAUGCUAAUCUUCUGUGCUGUGUGGAUAGCAUUUGUUCCAGCAUAUGUGAGCUCUCCAGGGAAAUAUGCAGUAGCUGUGGAGAUAUUUGCCAUCCUGGCUUCAAGUUUUGGAUUACUGAUCUCCAUAUUUGCUCCAAAGUGCUACAUUAUUAUAUUACACCCAGAAAGAAACACUAAAAAGGCCCUCAUGGGAAGAGCAACCUGA